Molecule: messenger RNA, 165 nt
Organism: Funneliformis caledonium
Lineage: Eukaryota; Fungi; Glomeromycota; Glomeromycetes; Glomerales; Glomeraceae
Source: the annotation of a GenBank genome assembly
AUAAAAAAAUGUGAGCAGCUAUCAUGUACGAUUUAUAAAUCUAUUCAGCUUCUACAUAAUAUCUUUGAUUCACUUAAUUGGCUACCAGAUCCUAUUUCUUUUAUAGUGGAUAAAGAUCAUUAUGCUAAAUUUCAAAUAGCAUAUCAGUCAAAAACAACAGAGUAG